Camarhynchus parvulus is the source of this 2368-nucleotide messenger RNA. It is a transcript of the gene P3H2, whose product is annotated as prolyl 3-hydroxylase 2. The transcript has 16 exons. Gene Ontology annotation, cellular component: endoplasmic reticulum. Gene Ontology annotation, biological process: collagen metabolic process. The coding region runs from base 1 to 2277 and encodes 758 amino acids. NCBI's taxonomy places the organism in Eukaryota, Metazoa, Chordata, Aves, Passeriformes, Thraupidae. Gene Ontology annotation, molecular function: protein binding; L-ascorbic acid binding; iron ion binding. The record is from RefSeq and is a predicted model, not a curated record.
AUGACCCGACAUCCAUCGCACGGAUCCCGCCUGGCGGACUGCACGGCGCUGACCCCGCAUCCCAGCACGCCGGGAUCCGCUGCACGGACCGCACUGCACCGAGCCCGCCGGGCGGACCGCGUAUCCCGGGCCUCCCGCAUCCCGAGCCCCAUCGCCCCGCGCUGCCCUCGGCGCGGCGGGCAUAGCCCCCGGCGGCCGGCGCGGGGGGCCCGGCUGCUGCCGCUGCUGCUGCCGCUGCUGCUGCUGCCGGCGGCGGGCGGCGGGUGCGCGGCGGAGGGCGGCCCGCUGGAGCCCUUCGAUGCGCUCUACGCCAGCGGGGUGGAGGCGUACUACGGCGGCGACUUCGCGGGCGCGGCGCGGUGCCUGGAGCGGGCGCUGCGCAGCCGGCGGGAGCUGCGGGCGGCGCGGCUGCGGUGCCGGCGGCUGUGCCGAGCGCAGGUGCGGCUGGAGGAGCCGGGCCCGGGCACCGGAGGGGACCUGCGGUUCUUCGGCUCGGUGCUGCGGCGCGCAGAGUGCGUGCGGCGCUGCGAGGAGCCGCGCCUGGGCGCCGUGUCCCGGCACCGCGCCGCCGAGGAGGUGCGCGCCGACUUCCAGCGCAGGGUGCCCUACAGCUACCUGCAGCGCGCUUACAUCCAGCUGAACAAGCUGGAGGAGGCAGCAAAUGCAGCUCACACCUUCUUCAUGGCAAACCCUGAGCACAUGGAGAUACAGCAGGACCUGGAGAACUACAAGACCAUGUCAGGGAAGGCCAGCUUGAUUGACCAGGAGGCCAGGCAGCACAUGGAGGACUACAGUGCUGGGGUGAGGCACUAUGACAGAGAGGAGUACGAGCUGGCCAUUGAGCUCCUGGAGCGUGCCCUGCAAGGAUACUACUCUGAGGAUGAGGAUUGCCAGCUCAUGUGCGAGGGACCGCAGAGGUUUGAGGAGCACGAGCACCUGGAUUACAAGGCUGGUCUCUACGAAGCUAUUGCAGAUCACUACAUGCAGGUGCUGGCCUGCAAGCACGACUGUGUCCGGGAGCUGGCCACGCGCUCGGGCCGCAUCUCGCCCAUCGAGAACUUCCUUCCCCUCCACUACGACUACCUGCAGUUUGCCUAUUACAGAGUUGGUGACUAUGUAAAAGCCCUGGAGUGUGCCAAGUCCUACCUGCUGUUCCACCCGGACGAUGAAGAUGUCCUAGAGAAUGCAGGUUAUUACGAGGGCCUCUUGGAAGGUACAGUGGAUCCAGCCACCAUCAAACCCAGAAAGGAAGCCAGAGCGCUGCUGCGGCGGCACAAGCUGGAGUCCCACCUCCUGCGGGUGGCUGCGGCCGGCCUGGGAUUCGCCUACACGGAGCCGAACUACUGGAACAGGUACGGCGCCCGCCAGGACGAGCACAGUGUCCCAUCAAGCAUAAGCAGUGAACCCGAGGAUGGGCCCCGGCUGUCCCUGACAAAGAAACCCAUGCCAAAGCCGGAUCGAGAGCUGAAGGAGGGGGGCCCUCUUCUGUACAGCGAUGUGAAGUUUGUCUACAACUCUCAGCAGCUGAAUGGCACCCAGCGAGUGCUGCUGGAUAAUGUCAUCUCAGAGGAGCAGUGCCGGGAGCUGCACAGGGUGGCCAGUGGGAUCAUGUUGGCUGGAGAUGGCUACAGGGGUAAAACCUCCCCCCACACCCCGAAUGAGAGAUUUGAAGGAGCCACUGUCCUCAAAGCCCUCAAGUAUGGCUACGAGGGCCGUGUCCCACUGAAGAGUGCCCGGCUGUUCUAUGACAUCAGUGAGAAGGCUCGCAGGAUCGUCCAGUCCUACUUCCAGCUCAACUCCACGCUCUACUUCUCCUACACGCACCUGGUGUGCCGCACCGCGCUCUCCGGCCAGCAGGAGCGCAGGAAUGAUCUGAGCCAUCCCAUCCAUGCUGACAACUGCCUCUUGGACCCCGAAGCCAACGAGUGCUGGAAGGAACCUCCUGCCUACACCUUUCGGGAUUACAGUGCCCUCCUGUACAUGAACGCAGAUUUUGAAGGUGGCGAGUUCAUUUUCACCGAGAUGGACGCCAAAACUGUGACAGCCUCCAUCAAGCCCAAGUGUGGGAGGAUGAUCAGCUUCUCGUCGGGCGGCGAGAACCCCCACGGGGUGAAGGCGGUCACCAAGGGCCAGCGCUGCGCUGUGGCUCUCUGGUUCACCUUGGACCCUCUCUACAGAGAGCUGGAACGAAUCCAGGCAGAUGAAGUGAUUGCAAUGUUGGACCAGGAGCAUCUAGGACCCAGUGAAAUGAACAUCAACCCAAAGGAUGAGCUAUGAACUAGGCCAAAGACUUUUUCUAUUAAAUAUUUAUUUAAUAUUGUUAAUCUUAUUAGAACCCUUCUAUUUUUGUACAGAGAUGCUGUAUAAA